Nilaparvata lugens (brown planthopper) is the source of this 1317-nucleotide messenger RNA. RefSeq lists its product as uncharacterized. The record is from RefSeq and is a predicted model, not a curated record. Bases 1 to 1317 code for a protein of 438 amino acids. NCBI's taxonomy places the organism in Eukaryota, Metazoa, Arthropoda, Insecta, Hemiptera, Delphacidae. The transcript has a single exon.
AUGAAUUAUCGGCUGGAGACUGGAACUGCAAUUGCUAGGUCAUUGGCGACUUUUAUGGGAUUUUUCGACUUGGUAUCCUAUAAUGCUGUCUCAAACCAUAACAAUAGAACAUUCGGUCUUGUAUUGGCAAUUAUUCCCUUACCGUUGAGCGUCGUGAGAGACGAACUGCCAUUCUUCAACGAGGAUGCCCAUCACCCGGCUCUUUCUAUAUCGCUUUCUCUGCUAGAGAGGGCGAAGGGUAGCUGUCGGUCGGAUGCAGGUGCGGCAAACUAUAACUUUAAGCUUGCUCUCAGUUCCGUGUCUUGGGAUCCUGUUUAUAAUAGUCAGGAGGUUGAAAUUGCUGUAGAGAAAUUUUACAAGAUCCUAUAUAUGUGUUUGAAUGCUAAUGUCCUUGUGGUCAGUCAAUACAAGCACUCAAAAUACCCUCCUUGGUUCUCUCGGGAUAUAGUGAGUGAUCAAAUGCUUGAAAAUAGGUUGAGUAGGAAGCGGAGCUACUCCAGGUACCACGAAGAGCAGUUCAAACUUGUGCGAUCUCGAGUCAAAGCUAAGAUAGCAAGAGCCUACUCGAGCUAUGUAAGAUCUGUUGAAGAGAGGGUUGGUUGUGACCUAAGGGAGUUCUGGAAAUAUGUGAACAACAAGCGUUUCUCUCAUCCAAACGAAGAAUUUAUCAAACAUAAUGAUAGGAUAUACAAGGGUGCUAAUACUGCUAAUGCUUUUGCUGAUCUGUUUUCGUCCAAUGCUUCAGCAAUGGAUGCUGAACCCUUGGUGGACUCUGGGAGGAUUGCCGGACAGACUCCUUGUGAUCCCUUUAGUCUCACCUACUUUUCAAGGGAGGAUGUGGUUGAUGCAAUCAAGUUGCUCAACUCUCGUGCUACUGGAGGCCCUGAUAAAAUACCUGCUUUUGUUGUCAAGGGUUGCUGGGAAUUUUUGUGUGGCCCUUUGCAUUACAUUUUCAAUUUGUGCAUUCGUAAAUCCGAAUUUCCGGGGGUCUGGAAGUGCUCGCGGGUGACACCAGUGUUCAAGUCUGGAAACAGGUCUUUUGCGAGUAAUUAUACACCAAUUGCAAUUCUAAACGUUUUUGCGAAGAUUUUUGAGAGGAUCCUGUACAAGCGAAUAUUUUUAUAUGUACAACCCAAGAUUGUUCAAUCCCAACACGGUUUCCUCCCUGAUCGUUCAACGGUGACGAACCUUCUAGAGUUUGUUGACAAGGUGUCGAGGGUUUGGGAUGUUGGAGGUCGUGUGGAUGAGAUAUAUAAGGACUUCUCUAAGGCUUUUGAUACUUUUGAUAACGGUAUUCUGCUCGAUAGAAUGGAGUGA